AUGCACACGGUGCCGCUCUCGCUGUAUCUGAUCCGCCAACCUCGCACGCUUGUCCUCGUCUCCUCCGAUUACAGCCUCCUCUUCAAGCCUGCGCCAGCAUCGAAGGCUAGCGAUGCGGGGUCGGUGUCAAUCGUGAUGGAGCUGCUGGAGCGGGAUGAGGUGGAUCUGGAGUCGGCCGUGCUGCUGCACAGUCGUGUGAGCGGGUGCUUGGGGGUCCUCGCCGUCGGAAACGAGACCUUCCUGUCAAUCAUCACUCACGCGAUCCCGCUCGGUUCGACAUACUCUCGCCCCUUUGACGGACCCGGUACCGAGCCGAUCAACCGCAUCCUCGCCGUCGAUUUCUUCUGCCUGACUUCGCCUUCAUUCGACUACUUGCAUGCUCCCAUCAGCUCCGCCGACUCCUAUUCAACGUCUCUCGGGAACGAUUCGUUCGAAGAUGCCGCCUCGCUCGCCUCGCCCUCUUCAUCUUCCCUACGCGCCGAACCAACCCCGACCGAACAUCCCUGUCAGGGCAUACGCAAGAUCCUCAGCAACUCGAGCUUCUACUUCUCGAGCGGACCCGAAGCGUUCGACUUGUCGACUCGAUUACCAGCUCGUCUCGAGAAGGCUCCGCAGGGCAAAGCGGCGCCCGAAGCGGCAGAUCGAGGCGGCGGCGGUGUCGACGACGAGCCGAACCCAGACGGCUACGAAGCUGCCGAGAUCGACCACGACGCGCGGUUCCUCUGGAACACCUACCUCGUCGCGCCUAUCCUGUCCUUCCGCUCGUCUCUCCCGCUCAACCUGCGCGAAGAGUUCGACCGGCAAGGCUUCAUGGUGCUCGCGAUACAAGGAUAUGCAGGAACCUACGACAUCACUCUCGGCGGAGAACCAGCGGUUCUCAGCCUGAUCAGCCGACUCGGGUGGAAGCGAAGCGGGACUCGGUUCAACGUUCGAGGUGUUGACGACGAUGGCAGUGUGGCCAACUUCGUCGAGACGGAAACAAUCUUGCGUACGCGAGACCUGUGCUUCUCGUAUGUCCAGACCCGAGGUAGCGUUCCUCUCUUCUGGGAAGAAGGCGGCGGCCAGCCGUUCAACCCGAAGAUUACGAUCACCCGUCCGCUCGAAGCCUCUCUUCCCGCCUUCCUCCGUCACUGCGAAGACCUUCUCGAGCACUAUGCGCGCUUCCACAUCAUCAAUCUCCUUUCGACGAAAGAAGGCGAAGCGGCGCUCACCAACGCAUACGAGGCGCACCUCAAGGUCGCGAAGGAGAUGGACCAGAAUGUCGCUGAGGGCGUCGGCAUCACCGAGUUUGACUUCCAUGCUCGGAGCCAAGUGGGCGGCAUCGAGAGCGUCAAGUCGCAGCUGUCGAGGGAGAUCGGCGAUGUGGAGGAAGACUUUGGGGCCUGCGUCGUCGGCGUCGACCAGGAGGGCCGGACGACGCCGAUCCUGACGCAAAAGGGCGUCUUCCGCACCAAUUGCAAGGACUGUCUCGACCGGACCAACGCCGUCGAAGACUCGCUGUCCCGCUUCGCCAUCGAAGACUUCCUGCGCAACACGCAGCCAGGCUGGCUCGGAUCCGACGCCGCGCAGCUUUGGGCGUCGCAUCGAGUGUUGUGGGCGGAUAAUGGCGAUGCGCUGUCGAAGAUCUACGUCGGUACAGGCGCUAUCAACAGCUCGUUCACCAGGUCGGGCAAGCGGAACUUGGCGGGUUUGCUGUCGGAUGCGUCGAAGAGCGUCAACCGCGUCUUCCAGCAGCAGCUCUUCGACAGCGGAAAGCAGAAAGCGAUCGAUGCGCUUCUCGGCAACCUCGCCACGUCCCGCAAAGUCCGCAUCUUCAACCCAAUUCACGACACGCUUCGCGCUCGACUGCGCGAGCGAGCCUCGGAGUUCACUACGUCCGAACCAACGACGAUCUGGGUCGGCACCUACAACUUGAACGGCAAGUCGCCUGGCGAAGAGAGCUUGAUGGACUGGAUGUUCCCAGUGGAUGGACCCGAGCCUUCGCUGCUCGUCCUCGGCUUCCAGGAGAUUGUGCCACUCUCGCCGCAGCAGAUUAUGUCAACUAAUCCUGAGAAGAAGCGCCGCUGGGAGCAGCACAUCCUCCAGACGCUUGCCUCGCGCCCCGAAAAGAAGUCCGACUACGUCAUCUUACGGUCCGGUCAGCUCGUCGGGACUGCUCUCAUCGUCUUGUGCAAGACCGAGAUCGCUGGUGAGAUGCGGAACGUUGAGGCGGCGAUCAAGAAGGUCAAGGGCGCCGUUGCGAUCCGCCUCGACUACCACGCUUCGUCGUUCUGCUUCGUCACCGCCCAUCUCGCGGCCGGGCACAACAACGUCGACGAGCGGAAUCAGGACUACAUGACGAUCUCGCGGGGCCUGCACUUCGCACGAGGCAAGACAAUCGACAGCCACGAUAACGUAUGCUGGUGCCUCGACAGCAACUACCGCAUCUCGCUCUCGAACGACGAGGUCCGAACGCUCGCCGAGCAGGACGACUACGUUGCGCUGUACGCGGCUGAUCAGCUCAACGUCGCGAUGCGGACGCGCGGGAUCUUCCAGGGCUACCAGGAGGCUCCGCUGCUCUUCCGCCCGACGUACAAGUACGACAACGGGACCGACGACUAUGAUACGUCGGAGAAGAUGCGCAUACCCGCCUACACGGAUCGCAUUUUGUAUAAGGGGCCUGAUCUCGACUGCUCGCGUUACUCGAGGGCCGAGCUCCGCAUGUCAGAUCAUCGCCCCGUAUACGCCACCUUCCGCGCCCGCAUCCGCACCGUCGACCAGACGAAGCGUGCUGCGUUGCGGAAGGAGCUCCUGCAGGACCUCAUCGCGAAUCCUCCGGAAGAUGCGCUGGAGAACCAGCUUUCGCAGGUCGAUCUCAACGGCAACAAGCCGCCGCGGAGACUACCUCCGCCUUCGGACGACCAGCAGGCGUGGUGGAAUGGCAAAGACGGGUCGUUCGAGCCUCCCGAAGUUCCGCCGAAACCGCGCAACCUUGCCGUGUCGAACCCGUUCGACCCAGGUUUCUACAAGUCUUCGCCCACGACGUCGGUGUCGAACGGACAGGCAACGCCUGCAUCUUCUCAGCGAAGACCGCCGCCUGCGGUGCCUCGCAAAGCGAUUCCGACGGGCGACCUUCUCGACCUCGACGACGUCUCGUCAUCCGCCGCAGAUCAGUCUGCACCAGCUCCUUCAGCUGCACCCACGUCCUUCCAAGCAGUCAAGCGGAAGCCGCCGCCGCCAGUCUCUCGCGCGGCAUCACCGUCUGUCACCCGUCCCGGUGACCCUCUUGCACCCGACUCCUCAUCAAGCGCAUCUCAGUCGUCGUUCAUCUCGAACGGGUCGAAGAAGCCUCCUCCGCCUGUGCCAGGUCGACCGAAGGAGCGGGACUUGAGCGGGUCGUCGACCCUGAGUGAGGUGGACAGCCAUGCAACGGGCGAGAGCUGGACUCUCUUGUCUUGA
Messenger RNA from Rhodotorula toruloides NP11, 3438 nucleotides. RefSeq names its product inositol or phosphatidylinositol phosphatase. Gene Ontology annotation, biological process: phosphatidylinositol dephosphorylation. The transcript has 14 exons. Gene Ontology annotation, molecular function: phosphatidylinositol-3,5-bisphosphate 5-phosphatase activity; phosphatidylinositol-4,5-bisphosphate 5-phosphatase activity. Bases 1 to 3438 code for a protein of 1145 amino acids. The record is from RefSeq and is a predicted model, not a curated record. Gene Ontology annotation, cellular component: membrane; cytoplasm. Lineage: Eukaryota; Fungi; Basidiomycota; Microbotryomycetes; Sporidiobolales; Sporidiobolaceae.